CGGAGAAUAGACGCCUAAACCCGUCGCAUCUUUUGAUCUACGAUCACCGUCGUUCACUGAACAUUGCUCGCGGAUCUACAAUUGCACUUGUUAACCGAGCCGGUUUGUCGGACUCAGCGAUACAUAGACUCGCUCGACCAACUUGAAGCAUUGAUCUUCGCUCACAUUUUUGGUCCAGGGGCAGGCAGAACUCAUGUCGAUCCUUCAAAGCACUAAUAAAAGAGCACUCCGCAAGGCGAUAACCACGACCCUUCGGGAAUUAUCCCAGUCUGAUAUUCAAUCCCAAUCACAGGCCAUCACCGAAAAAGUACUGUCGCUGCCUGCAUUCCAGCAAUGCAAGACUGUCAGCUGUUAUCUUAGUAUGCCGGCAGCCGAAGUUCAGACGACUUCUUUGAUCUUGAACAUUCUUGGAGAUUUACGGAAGACUCUAUUCGUUCCUAGCAUCACAUCCAGCGAUGGCCACAUGGACUUUGUACGAGUAUACACCGAAGACGACUAUCGCAGCUUUCCAUCUGGUUUAUGGGGUAUUCCGGAACCAACGCCUGAGUGGUCGAAUAAAAAACGCCAGAGUAUUUUCGACGCAGACUGUAAUGAUUUGGAUCUAAUCCUCGUGCCAGGUGUUGCCUUUGACCGUUCGCUCUCGCGGCUUGGGCAUGGAAAGGGCUACUACGAUCAAUUCAUAUCAUCAUAUUCUUCCUCUACCGGGCGAUCAAAGCCAUUACUAGUCGCUUUAGCUUUGGAGCAGCAACUUUUGGAACAUGGACAAGUGCCGAUGCUGGACCAUGAUUGGAAGAUGGACGUGAUUAUCACACCUGACGAGGUCAUCACUGCACCUCAAGAUGGAUAUUAAGAUCCGUGAAU
This is a messenger RNA of Suillus clintonianus, 861 nucleotides long. RefSeq lists its product as uncharacterized. Gene Ontology annotation, biological process: tetrahydrofolate interconversion; folic acid-containing compound biosynthetic process. The record is from RefSeq and is a predicted model, not a curated record. The transcript is spliced from 6 exons. Gene Ontology annotation, cellular component: mitochondrion. Gene Ontology annotation, molecular function: 5-formyltetrahydrofolate cyclo-ligase activity. Bases 194 to 850 code for a protein of 218 amino acids. Lineage: Eukaryota; Fungi; Basidiomycota; Agaricomycetes; Boletales; Suillaceae.